AUGAGUACGCAAGCGGGUCAAGAUGCCAAGUUCUUCCAGCGGGGAAAGAUCCAGGAAUUCCGCGCGGAGCUCCAAGCGGCCGAGGUGAAGGACAAGAAGUUCGUCAAGCGGAGGACGGUCCUGAAGAAGAUUGUCGCGAAUAUCACGAUGGGGAAUGACAUGUCGCCUCUAUUCCCCGACGUCGUGCAAUGUCUCGGAACUCCGCUCCUUGAGAUUAAGAAGAUGGUCUAUUUGUUCCUCGUGAGCUACGGGAAGUCGAAACCAGACCAGAUACAUAUGGUCAUUCCUAGGUUCUUGGAAGACUGCAAUGACCGCAAUCCCCUCAUCCGAGCCUUGGCUAUACGUACCAUGUCCUAUAUCCCAAUACCAGUGGUCACCGAGGCUCUAACCGAGCAACUACGGCAUUGUCUAAAGGACAGAGACCCAUAUGUCCGGAAAACAGCCGCCAUAUGCGUCGCCAAGGUCUACACUGCUGACCCCAGGAAGGCCGAGAAAGCAGGUUUCGUCGAGAUGCUCAGGGACUUGCUGCUGGAUCCGAAUGCCACGGUGGUGUCCAACGCUGUCGCGGCGCUGACGGAGAUUGGAGACCGGCCGGACGGCGUGUUCUUCAAGCUCAAUCUGUCCAUAGCCAACAAGCUCCUUGCUGCCAUCGGUGAGAGUUCAGAAUGGGGACAGAUUUACAUCCUUGACUCCUUAUUGCGCUUCGUCCCCGAGAGGCACGCCGACGCAGAACUCCUGGCCGAGCGUGUCCUCAUCCAGCUGUCGCAUGCAAAUUCUGCUGUAGUGCUCACCGCGAUCAAGAUCCUACUCUAUCUCAUGAAUUACAUGGAAAACCGGAAGCUCAUCGACCACAUCUGCAAGAAAAUGGGCCCUCCAUUAGUAACGUUGCUUUCGUCCGGCCCGGAAGUUCAGUACGUGGCCCUGCGGAAUAUCCUGUUAAUUAUCCAGCGUCGGCCAGCGGUACUUCGGAACGACGUGAAGGUCUUCUUCUGCAAAUACAAUGACCCGAUCUACGUCAAGCUGGCCAAACUGGAAAUCAUGUACCGUCUGGCGCGUGAGGAGAACGCAAAGGAAGUGCUGGCCGAAUUGCAAGAGUAUGCGUCGGAGGUCGAUGUCGACUUCGUGCGCAAGGCCGUGCGUUCCAUUGGUCGGCUGGCAAUCAAGGUGGACCCGGCAGCGGACCUGUGCAUCAAAGCCCUCCUCGAUCUCAUCGAGACGAACGUCACGUAUGUCGUCCAGGAGGCAGUUAUUGUCAUUAAGGACAUAUUCCGGCGGUACCCGGGCAGGUAUGAGGGAAUCAUUCCUACGCUGUGCGAGCACCUAGACGCCCUGGACGAGCCAGAGGCGAAGGCUGCCAUGAUAUGGAUUGUGGGACAGUAUGCGGAUCGGAUGGACAAUGCAGACGAGUUGAUGGACGACUUGGUGUACACGUUCCUGGAGGAGCCGGUUGAGGUGCAACUGGCCCUUCUCACGGCGUCGGUCAAGCUGUUCAUUUACCGGUCCAAGUCUGAGAAGGCCAAGGAGCUGGUCCACCGCGUGCUGAAGUGGGCGACGGAAGAGGUGGAUAACCCCGAUUUGCGUGAUCGGGGGUUCAUGUAUUGGCGUUUGCUGGCUAUCAACCCGACGGUCGCGGGGGAGAUCGUGCUGGCCGAGAAGCCCGCGAUUACGACUGAUAGCGAUAGGAUGGAUAGAGGGGCUUUGGACCAGCUCUUGUUGCACACGGGUACGCUGGGGAGUAUUUACCACAAGAAUCCCGAGACAUUCAUUCGGAAUGCGGCUGGAAGAGCCCUGACGGACACGCCGGCGCUGAACGCGAACUCUCGCGCCGUCCUGGUACCGUUAACGCGGAACCAGCUCCCGCCGACGGUCAGCAUCCCCGGCCCGGGUCCCAACGAACCGCGUGCGCGCAAAGCAGAGCCUCCAUUACCGGCAAAGCCUGCGCCUCCGCUCCCAACGAACGGCGCGGACGACGCCGACGCUGGCGGCGAGGACGGGGAGAACGAUGAGGAGGGCAUUUUGAGCCCGCCGGUUGCUGCGCAGGGAGAUUCGGCUGCGGACCCGUAUGCGGGCCUGGAUCAGCUGGGUGGGCUGGGAGGGUCUGGGUACUCGGCGGAUAAUCCCAGGCCGAAGGGAGAGGAGGAGGAUUUGCUGUUCUGA
This is a messenger RNA of Gloeophyllum trabeum ATCC 11539, 2157 nucleotides long. RefSeq names its product Adaptor protein complex beta subunit. The record is from RefSeq and is a predicted model, not a curated record. Bases 1 to 2157 code for a protein of 718 amino acids. NCBI's taxonomy places the organism in Eukaryota, Fungi, Basidiomycota, Agaricomycetes, Gloeophyllales, Gloeophyllaceae. Gene Ontology annotation, cellular component: membrane coat. The transcript has 9 exons. Gene Ontology annotation, molecular function: clathrin binding. Gene Ontology annotation, biological process: intracellular protein transport; vesicle-mediated transport.